AUGAGUUCAAAGUUGGACGUGGUGCUGUUCGGACAACUUGAAACAUCAACAGGCCCGAACAGCGUGAACGAAGGCACAGCGCAAAAAUCCUGUCGUCGCUGGAGAUGGAAGAUGCUUGUAGUUUGGCCUGCUGCUGGUGUAAAUCAUUACAGCUUCCUGAAUCUUGUGAGACAAUUGCAGGAGCAAAGUAUGCUCUGCAUAUCGAAGAAAUGCGCCAGAAGUUGCAACGUACGUUCUCGGCGUUGGUCAAUAGCAAAGGGCCAGUUUCUUCAUGACAAGCGCACCUCGCACUCUGCGUCGCAGAAAUUGAACGAGCGAGGCUGCGAAGUUGCCACAUCCACCGUACUCCGCGGACCCUUUGCCAAGAGACUACCUUUCCUCGAACAUUUGGACAACUUCUUCGGCAAGAACUACUUCGUGAACCAGGACCAGAUCGAAUACGUCUCCUACGACUUCGUGAACUCCAGAAAUUUGGAUUUGUUUUAG
This is a messenger RNA of Necator americanus (New World hookworm), 486 nucleotides long. RefSeq lists its product as uncharacterized. The record is from RefSeq and is a predicted model, not a curated record. Lineage: Eukaryota; Metazoa; Nematoda; Chromadorea; Rhabditida; Ancylostomatidae. The coding region runs from base 1 to 486 and encodes 161 amino acids. The transcript has a single exon.